UCUUGUUAUGCAGCAAAAGUGAAAGUAAGACAGACCAGGAAACUUUUAAGUCGUCGUGCACGAGGCAGGUUAGAUUUUUAAGAACAUCGCCUUCCUAACACAGAGAGAACCCCAGUAAACCUCACCGAGGGAUAAUAAGCUGUCAUUGUGCCAUACAGGUAAGUGUAAAGAAGAAGAACAGAACAGAUUUUAAAAGGAAAGUCCUUUACCGAAGGCGCUGAACAGCUGAUGGAGUCUAUCAUCAGAGACUUUGAGGCCUCUGUAUCACUGAAGUUGGGUCUGUGUGCAGAAUAUACAGAAGUAAGAACACAUGGCUUCUACAACACGGUCUGCCUCAGAUUACAUCAAGAAUCAAAGAUUUCACCUUGUGGAAAAGAGUCUUUUAAAGAAUCAUUCAGUGAUUCUGGAGAACUUGAAUCAGGAGAACUCGGAUAAGAAAAAAGUUUUAAGUGAUGAGGAGGUCUGUGAAAUAGAGCAAGCAGAGAAAACUGACUACAAUAAAACCAGAAGAAUACUGGACUCAGUCAUUAAAAAAGGAGAAGCAGCCUGCUAUGAGUUCCUCAGGAUUAUUUACAUGACGAGGAAGAGGACAUUAGAUCCUGACCUGCACCCCUGGAUCAGCUGCUUUCCUUUCAAAGAAGACACAGAAAUGGAUACAAACUACUUACAAGGCUCAAGGCCAUGCCUCCGAUAUCAGGGAAAGUUGAAGUCAAAAGCACAAAAAAUAUCAGAUAAGUUUUGGAUGGCAAACAAAAAUCAGUUUAAAGGAAACAACAAGUCUGAUCUGUCGUAUAUGUCACUUGUGUUAGACACACAAGGAAAGGAUUCUCCAUCUAAAAUAAAGAAGUUAAAGAACAAGAAAAUGAAAAAGAGUCGCCCUAAAAAGCUACGGACAUACAUCCCUGAGGUCAAGGCAGACAUUUCCCCCAGUGACUUGCUGAAAAAACAUGAAAACAUACUCCUGGUUGGUAAACCUGGAAUUGGAAAGACAGCACUCGCUCAUGAAAUGUUAAAACUCUGGGCAGAAAGAGACAACAAGGUGCUCGAUUACAUGUUUUACUUUGACAUGAGAGAAACAUCCGACAUCAGGAAGGACACAAGCUUGGAGGAUCUUCUCUUCAGUGUGUUCAGUGAACCAGAUGAAGGCAAAGAAGAGGUCUUACAGGACAUUAAGCAGAACUGUGACAAUGUUACACUCAUCUUUGAUGGAGUCAAAGAUCUGUGUUCUUCAUCAGUGGUGAAGAGACUUGUAGAGAAGGACCUACUACCUGAUGCUACAGUCAUCGUGACUUGCAGACAGGAUGAUGAGGAAGAGUUUGCUUCUGAGGACUAUCUCAGAGUGGAAGUAAAAGGCUUUAGUGAGCAGACUAUAAAAACAUACUUAUCUGCAAUGCUCGGGGAAGAACAGAAGAAGGUUUUGAGCAACGUGGAGUUGUUAACUCUGUGCCAUGUCCCAAUGUAUGCAUUGAUGGUGGCUGUCUGCUUUUCAUUUGAGACACCAGAAGACUCUCCACAGCCAUGCACCAUCACUGAAAUCUACAUCAAUAUCGUUCGUAUUUGCCUUCAAAUAAACAGCAAAAACAUGAAAAAAAGAAAUCUAAAUGACUUCAUCAAAAACAAGAGUAAGGAAAUACUGUCUUUGGCUGAGGCUGCUUUUCAUGCAACUGAAGGAAAAACUGUGAACUUGAUAGAACGUCUCUUUGAAGACAGCUGUGUCCUUUGCUUUCUGAAAGCACUUUUUGUUGAAGUCGCCCACACUGAGACAAAAGCCACAUAUGCAUUUCUCCAUUACACAAUGCAGGAGUUUUUUGCAGCUCUGUGGCUCUUGAAGAAUCCAGAAAAAAUCCAGGAAGUUUUUCAGCAAUGCUUCACUAAGGAGAAGAAACACAUGAAACAUCUGAUCCCUUUCAUGUGUAGAUUGUUGAAUGAGAAGAGCCCCAGUUUGAUGAAUUGUCUGAUUCCAGCUCAGGAGCUCAAGAAUACAUCUAACUGGUUCUUCAAGGAAAUGAUCACCACAUUGUCCAACAAUAAGCUUGAGGUGGACAUACUCUUCCUCUGCCAGUGUUUGUAUGAGUCCCAGUGUCCUGAAGCAUGCGUCCACCUUCUGGACAAACUGGGCUACCAUCUUGAUCUCAGUGGAGGGAGUCUUGAUGCUUACCCUUGCUGUGCUGUGGCCUAUGUGAUCACUCAGUCAAAGGAGAGGAAAAUAUCCCUGGACCUUGAGGACAUCACAGUGUCAGAACAAGGAAUGACACGACUAUUUGGAUGCCUGGAAAAUGUCCAAUGGUGUGACCCUCUGCCACAGCAGCUUUGGAGGACUUUUCUUCUCAGUGAAGGGCAGAUGGACCCCAUCAGCUUACUUGGCCUUGAUGGAAAUCGGCUGCACCUUCCAGUUGAGGGUAAAAGACAGCUGUUUGAAAGAGCAGUCAAAGUCAUGCAGAAGAUUACUACGAAGGUUAAUGUCUGCCUCCACUGGGAUAAGGAAACUCCUGUCCACCAGAGUCUGUGUGAGUCUCUCUUUGAGGCUUUGCCUCACAUCAGCUCACUCAGUUUUGUGCCUGAGUUAUCAAGAUCUUCAGAAGAAAUCAGGUUCUUUGUGAAACUGUUCUGUGCAGCAGCAGAGAGAGAACAGCUGACAGGAGAGAAGACACUGGAGCUGUUAUCAUCAGUAUGCAGAUAUCAAACACUGCCUCUCAAACAUCAAUGGUGUGAUUUCCUGCUGGACCUGUACUCAAAUGAUCCUACAACAGGUCUGAGUCUCCUUCCAUCAUUACAGUCAGUUUUCCAGUCAGCUCCUCCAGUCUGGACCAUAAACCUCUCAGAGAGAAAGAUCUCCAUCCUCCUGGAAGUGCUGAAACUCCAAUCAGAGAAGAAACAAGUGGAGCUGACAGACUGCUCAGAUGAAGAGAGUGAAGUGAGGAGUUUCCUACAGUGUCUGCCUUAUAUCUCACAGCUCAGUUUCGUGCCUGAGUUAUCACAACCUUCAGAAGAAAUCAGGUUCUUUGGGAAACUGUUCUGUGCAGCAGCAGAGAGAGAACAGCAGACAGGAGAGAAGACACUGGAGCUGUUAUCAUCAGUGUGCAGAUAUCAAACACUGCCUCUCAAACAUCAAUGGUGUGAUUUCCUGCUGGACCUGUACUCAAAUGAUCCUACAACAGGUCUGAGUCUCCUUCCAUCAUUACAGUCAGUUUUCCAGUCAGCUCCUGCAGUCUGGACCAUAAACCUCUCAGAGAGAAAGAGCUCCAUCCUCCUGGAAGUGCUGAAACUCCAAUCAGAGAAGAAACAAGUGGAGCUGACAGGCUGCUCAGAUGAAGAGAGUGAAGUGAGGAGUUUCCUACAGUGUCUGCCUUAUAUCUCACAGCUCAGCCUGAGUGAACUUGACUGACUGUGAUGAAACUUGUACCAGCUGUUGAGAGAGCAGCACAUUAAGAUUUCAGACAUCUAUGAAUCAUCAUUUAGAGUCACCAGAGACAGAUGGAGUGAAGAACAACUGUUAUUUACA
Perca flavescens (yellow perch) is the source of this 3502-nucleotide messenger RNA. RefSeq names its product protein NLRC5-like. Gene Ontology annotation, molecular function: ATP hydrolysis activity. The transcript is spliced from 8 exons. Gene Ontology annotation, biological process: positive regulation of transcription by RNA polymerase II; positive regulation of MHC class II biosynthetic process; regulation of apoptotic process. NCBI's taxonomy places the organism in Eukaryota, Metazoa, Chordata, Actinopteri, Perciformes, Percidae. The coding region runs from base 311 to 3385 and encodes 1024 amino acids. The record is from RefSeq and is a predicted model, not a curated record.